Sparassis crispa is the source of this 441-nucleotide messenger RNA. RefSeq lists its product as hypothetical. The record is from RefSeq and is a predicted model, not a curated record. The coding region runs from base 1 to 441 and encodes 146 amino acids. The transcript has a single exon. NCBI's taxonomy places the organism in Eukaryota, Fungi, Basidiomycota, Agaricomycetes, Polyporales, Sparassidaceae.
AUGAACGACACCAACAUCGCGCAUUCGUUGUUCCGCAUCGGCAUACCGUUUUGGUUCAUCCAGACUAAGACAGAGAAGACAAAGAUCGAGAAAUGGGCUAGUCCUGUGUUGGUGAGCUAUGAGCUAAGCCUGGAAAUGUCGUGGCCACGCCUGCUCAGGCAUGAGAUGGACCUUGCGGGAAUCUUGCACCGUGCGGGUGAAUGGCCCGCUAGGAUGUUGCAUGAGGCUAUGGCUGCUGUCUGCACUGCCGGCCUGCCUCCGCUCGAAGGCACAUCCGAAGUCUCAACUGCUGAACAACCCCCGCAGAAGAAGCAGAAGGAUGACAAACUCCCAUCCAUGCAACUCCCAACCACACAGCAGAGUGACGGCCGAGCCGAUUUGCAGCCCUCGGGCAGCGCGGAGUCCGCCAAAAAGUCCAAGCGUAUGCACCAUGGCACAUGA